AUGUUCGAGGUUCAACAUAACCACCACGGACAAGAGUUCAAGCGCUUCUUUCACCAUGGCCGAAGCUCAAUGUCUGCCAUUGAGGACAAGAGGGCAGAAGAGUUUAGGAGACAUGUCUGGGCGGUUACCAUGAUUGAUGAGGAUCCAUUGGCAGGGAGUGGGGAGAAGAAGAACAAGAACAAGAAGAACCGCCAAUCGAUUGACCUUGUCCGUCCUGGUUCAAACAAACUGAGAUCCAAGAGAGCUUCCGCAUAUGCUGGAUCACCGCCAGUAACAAAGCCUAAUGACAAGCAGCACAAGAACCAGCUCAAGCUUGACACUACCGCAACGAUGAAGGACCCUACAAUUACUGUCCGGCCGGCUCACCCGCCGUCUUUUGGCUCACCGAAGGACCUGUCUUCAGUUCAAGAGAACGCUAUUAACGCUUUCCUUGCAAACACUGAGUCUCCAAAGAGCACACAAGACAACUUUGCUCCAACAGCGUAUCCUCGACCAACAUAUGCUGUUCUCGAAACGCCUCUGGCAGAUCCUACAAAUGCGAGGCCAAAUGCCGCCCUCAACCGUCCUCGGAAACUGUCCAACAACUCAGUUACGACUGUAUCGUCCUUUCAAUCUCGAGAAAGCAUGGUCUCAGCAAGACGGACCCCUUCUUGGGGGAGUAGAACGAGUAUGGAAGCGAACGAAUCGACGUCUCAGUGGCGACCUGAGUAUAUGUAUCAGCGGCCAAUGCCUAUCAAGAAGUUGUCUUCUUCCCGGGCUCCCCUCCAACCGAAUGAGCUCUUUGCCAAGUUACCUUCAGAGAUCCUCUCAAACAUACUCGAGCAGUUAAGAGAUAUUCACUUGGAGGAUAAGAGCGGGAGCUGUGCAACUUGCUGGAUGCGAGAUGCUUGUAACAUCGCCGUGGCUUGCCGCAAGUGGUACAGGCCCGCCCAAAUAGCACUAUACGAACAUAUCCAACUCGUGGGCCCAGACUCAGCAACUCUCAAAAAGAAGUUCAAAAUGGCACAGGGCAUUCGUGUCCUAAUGCUCCGGCGCAUACUCCGCUCUAAUCCUCACAUCGCCGAAAUCGUCCGCACACUUAAAGUUCCAGCCCCUGAAAUUGUCGCCAAAGGCUCCGGAACUGCCGAGUAUGAGGAUAUUAUUGCGACGCUCGUCAUGGCAUGUCCUAAUCUCGAGAGUCUCAGUGGCUUGUCGGUUCCGUACGACCACUCUUUCAAGAAGAUCUUCCAUGCGUUAUCAACAAGACGCAUGUUAAGAGAAAUGAACUGGCUUGUACAAGCUUCGCCCCAUCAGAGACAACAGAGAAUCCAAUCGAGUACUCAGCAGCUUGGUUUGGUAAUGCCUGGAGAACUCAAGCCUUCCCAGGAAGCUGCCUUUUUGACAUGUCAUGAUAAUUGGUCUCGCCUAGAAACUUUUACUGUGCAUUGUCUCCCAGGAGCUACCGUCACGCCCGAGAACCUUCUCACAUCAACACUCAAGCGUCUUCCGAACCUCAAACAUCUUCAUGUCUGUAACCUACCGCCCAAUAGCUUCGACGACUCAACUCUCCUCGCCCUGCCGCCUCUACACUCCUUGACGUUGUCUCACAUCAGCGGUAUAACCUCGAGUGGGCUAUCAUCAUUCGCAACGCAGUCCUCCAGCCUUCCUCUGCGUAAGCUUACACUUCGACACACACCUCUCACGUCGCUCGCUGCUCUAGCGCGCAUCUUGUCUAAUUUGAGAAACUUGGUCAACUUUUCUCUAGUCCAGACUUUCCCACCCGUCAUGCCGGAGAAUGACAGCUUCGCACUAUGGAUGAUGCCAUACCUUGCAAACAACACUGUGCAGAGUCUCCACUGGGAUAUCACCAGCCAUGCUACCUGUGUCAAUGCAGCAGAUGAUAUUCUCGCUCGCAGUAUCUCUGCAGGAGGAUUUCCAGCUUUGAAGACACUCCGAGCACUCAACGACCCGGACGGCAUCUUUCAGGAUCUGUGCUACCCCGUCGAGAGAAUUGAUCUUCCUUCUGAUCGUUUCCGAACCUCUGAGCAGCCAGAGAGCUCAUCACCUUUUGCAUUCCCUCCGAGCUCGGCAAGCCCUAUGUCUCCCACACGCCUGUUCAAAUCCAACAACUCACCUCUCGCUUCUCCACGGACCCCGAUUUCUCCAUUUGGCGACACACGCCGCCCUUACACAAGCCUUCAUACCGCACGGCUUGCCGCCCAAACCCGUCUUGAAGCAGCACGUUCCCGGCCAAAAUUCAUCGUCAACGUAGUAGAUGAGGACGGGACCAUCAAUGAGACUUUCUCCAUGGCUGGAUUUAUUGGUACGGCCGGAAGCCCUAUCAAGUACCACCUUCUUCCUGACAGGGGCACUACAGACGACAAAGGCGGUCUUAUUGAUGUGAGAGAUUUAGAUAGCGAUGCUGGUGAGAGUCUCAUCGGUGAAAAGGAAGGAUGCACUGGACGCUGGAAUAUGCGUGAUGGCAUCGUAGCAGAUAAGAAGGAAAAAGGAAGAUGGUGGCAUACAGAGAGAGGUCGGUGGACCAAAGUCACUCUCUGA
Molecule: messenger RNA, 2538 nt
Organism: Fusarium subglutinans
Lineage: Eukaryota; Fungi; Ascomycota; Sordariomycetes; Hypocreales; Nectriaceae
Exons: 3
Coding region: 1-2538 (845 amino acids)
Source: RefSeq, a predicted model, not a curated record